CGUAAAAUCAUUGCUUCAGAUGAUGACCGCUAUGAAUUAAAAAGUCGUUAUAAUGGGUCUAUGCGAAUCAGGACUCUUAAGGUUUCAUACAGCCCAGGUGAUCACAAUAUCCCAGCUAGGAAAAAAAAUAAAAAAAAGGAUGACAUUACUCAGAUGUCCAAUACGAAGAAGACAGCAGAUUUUUAUCUUAACAUGUCAUCACCAAGAAAUCCCCUCAGGUCCUCCGAUGAUGAUGAGUUGAACGAGAGUGGCAGCCAAACUUACGAUAAUAAUUUUCAAUCGAAAUCAAGCAAGCAUGUUCGACCUGCGAAUCUAAUACGUGAACAGACCAGUAUGCAGAAUUUAUCAACGCCACCGCUGAAUAGUUAUGAAACGCCAGAGGAAGAAUCGAUAGAAUCUCUUCGAUCCGGAAGUACGCCCCGACCACAGUCUCUACAAAGGCGAAACCCGAGAAAGCGUACAGCACUUGGACCAAUGGCGAGGCUAACAGCACUAGAAGCAUCUGUUGCAGCAGCUAAUUCAAAAUUGUUAAGAUUAUUAAAAAAAAAUAAAGUACGACAACAACAGCAACAACAACAACAACAACAACAGCAGCAACGACAACAGAAUAUAGUGUAUCCAAAACUAACAGAAUCGGUAGUUGUAGAAGAUAACCAGGAGUUCAUAAUCAUCGAUGAGGUGAAAAUGCCAAGUGACAAAGUAGCCAUGAUGUUAUUAGCAGGAACUAUGAGAAAACGUGCCGAUACGGUCAUGCACGCUAUUUGGCCAGAUAACGUGAUGCAGAAUAUGUAUAUACAAUUGCCAAAAAACAGAAAUGAAAACCAUGUGGCAACCGGUAGCGCAGACACCCUUAAAGUUAAAAAAUGUCGCUUUAAUAAAAUAGCGAUAAAAUUCUGUAUAUAACUGAAGUACAGAAAGGCCGUCGCCAGAUAAGCCGGGGUAAAAUGCCCCCAAAGCAAUCGGGCUAAUUUUUUUUUCUAAAAUACCUUAUACUGUGGACAACAUCUCAGCCCAGUUUUACUUACCCAUUUGUGUAAGCCGUUCACUAUUUGUACGACUGAUGGAUUUGUAGUUGACAUGUUAGGUCCUUUUCCUGCAAAUGAAAAUGAUGCUCAGAUACUGAGACAUGUUAUUGAUGAUCCGAAUGGUUUACUGUCUCAGUUGAUGAAGCCCGGGGACAUUUUUAUUUUGGAUCGCGGAUUUCGAGACGUCAAGGAAUACUUAGAAUCCAAACAGUUCACAGUAUUAAUGCCUGCUCUUAAAGGCAAGCGAAAGCAACUCACUACUCAAGAAUCUAAUGAUUCCCGCUUUGUGACAAAGUUGAGAUGGGCAGUUGAAUCGGUUCAUGGUAUGAUGAAACAAAAAAAUGCUCUUUUAGAUAAUGAUUUUGAUAAUAAAA
Molecule: messenger RNA, 1399 nt
Organism: Cotesia glomerata
Lineage: Eukaryota; Metazoa; Arthropoda; Insecta; Hymenoptera; Braconidae
Exons: 6
Coding region: 61-903 (280 amino acids)
Source: RefSeq, a predicted model, not a curated record